This is a messenger RNA of Radiomyces spectabilis, 662 nucleotides long. RefSeq lists its product as uncharacterized. The record is from RefSeq and is a predicted model, not a curated record. The transcript has 4 exons. Lineage: Eukaryota; Fungi; Mucoromycota; Mucoromycetes; Mucorales; Radiomycetaceae. The coding region runs from base 28 to 537 and encodes 169 amino acids.
ACCCUCGACCACAUACCGAUAAUCACCAUGACAAAAAUUCAUAUUUUUACUGAUAAAUCACCCAUUUCUGAAAACACGGCGAAAUUGUUAAAGCAAGGUGUCGAAUCCGUUUGCGGCUCCAAGUGCAAAGUAUAUAUUAAGGAUCUUGCUCAGACGCCUACAGAGGCGGGCAAAACCGACUAUGAUGAAGUAGACGCCACAAACUUCAAGAAGGAGCUGUUGAAAGCGGAUGCUUUCCUUUUUUCUACAACUGGAUCAUUGUCUGUGUUUGAGAAACAUUAUCUUCACGAAGAUUCAUCGGUGGAUCGCGAACUCCCAUUAAAGGGCAAAAAGUUUGCGGUGAUCAUGACAAACAAGACCACCUUUGACGGGCCUCAGGCUACGGGUACUCACGCAUUGGAUCACAGGUUGCUGGAACGAUUGAUUGCCCACGGUUUAUCACAAAGUCCGGCUUUGAUGGCCAAUCCGCACGACGGUGACAAUGAAUUAGUGGCUGCCGGUCGACGUUUUGCCGAAGAUCUGUGCGGUCAGAAUUAAAACAGUUCGCAGUAACAGAACAUGAACAAAGUAACGCAGUGGAUUCCAUGAAUAGAUGAUAGUAUUUAUCUGCUUCAAUGAUUGUAUAAAAUGUUUUAACGACUAUGCUCAGCAUAUUCUUCUUU